AAAUUUAUUAAAGAGAUUUUUUUUACACCAGGGAUUAUUUUAUUAAUGACGAUAAAGCCACGUCAACAUAAAAGCUGUUGUCACGUCAUCACGCUGACUGGGGAAGCCGUCUGGGGUAGGUUUGACGGAAUUUUAUAAAGGGAAAGAUCGAUGUCUGUCGCCGCCGACGAUGCUCAUGCUCAUGUUGUCUGGACUUAUUAGGCUUUCACCUGAUCGAGUUCUCAACUUUCUUCUUUUCCUUUGCUCCUCAUCUGAGUGCAUCUGGUUUCACUUUCCUCCACGUACCUCAGAGGUGGCCAAAGGUUAUAUACUACUAGCUCUUUUACAAUUAAACUAUCCUCAUCUUUAUUGAUUUUUUUGACUUUAAUUGCUUAUUUCAGAGAACUGUCAGACGAGAUUAAGUCUAAGUCUGCUGGGAACACCUGUUGAACAGUUCAACUUGAACUAGUCUAUCCUCUGUUUUUGGCAUUUUUCCCUGAGUGCCAUCACAACUCCCGUUCUAAUGGCUCUUGUGAUGACUGUGGAACCUAAGUUCAUGCCUACCAUUAUGGACAAGAGAAGGUGCACGUGAUGGCUGUGCUGAGACGACGUUAUAUUUCCAUCUCAUCGGAAGACGGUACCUCUUCGUUUCUCUCAUGGUUAAAAAAGUUAUUUCGUGAAUCGUGAUACAUAAUAGACUCUUUGGUUGGUUCCAAGAAUUGUAACAAGUCUUUUUUUUUUUUUUUUUUUCACACACCGACUAUAUAAAUAUACUAUUGGGAGUCUAGUACAGCAUGAUAUUGUUUGUUUACAGUCCGGUAUUUAAUUUAUUUAUUUCAUACGAAUUGGGUGCUAAGGCUAAUGUGCAAUGUAAUUCAAUAAAGGUAUCAGGGUCAGUCGUUUUAUGAUAAUUAGAAUUUUGAAUUCAAAAAAUAUUACAUAGUUUACGUAUAGUAGUAAUUUUUGUAGCUAGCUACCUCUUAAGAUUCCAUUGUUUUUUUCUUCUUUUUUUGGGGGUCAACUUAGGGAUUUAUUACAAAAUGGACGUAAGAGUACUUAGCCUUUUAUCCCCUUGUCGUUGCUUUGUAUGGCAUGUCUUUUCAGUUUCUUGAUAAUGUUUUCCUGUUUUCCCCCUACUAUCAAUUCCCAAAUCAUUCUCCACACAAUAUGUUUUGGAUCUUACACGACCAAGCCAUUGCCAUUGGUUCUUAAUUCAAGUUUGGUAUAAGUUUUGUGGGUUUGCCUUUCAAGAAUACUUAUCACAUUUCCUAAAACGUUGAUUCAACUCUCAAAUGAUAUUGGCCUAAGACAAAAUAAUAAUACUAAAGUCUUAUUGUCGCUACAUCCAAAACCUUGUUCGAACAACAAUGUUGUUCGCUUAGUGUGAACUGAUCAGGUCUCAACCAAUAAGGCAAAUAUUACUAGACUAGUAUAAAACGUACUAUAUAUGUGUUUGAACUUAUGGUUAUUAUUUUGCAAGCUACAUACAAAUUAGGUAUGAAUCAAAAUUCUGAAAGUGUGGAUCUCCGUACUCUAUAAACUAUUGCACAUGCUUUUGACCCGAUACAAGGAUAAAGAAACAUAUGCCAUGACUCCAAGGUGAUACCCCAAAAUAAAUAAAAAGUGGGUCCUCAAUCGGCCUAAAACUUGUUCCGAAACAACAAAUCAUAUCGCAUAUCUAGAUGAUAUAAUCUUCUUAGGACAAAGUGAGUCUGUACCAUUUAGAUUCACUUAGCUUGGACAUUGCACUUUUGUGAAUGUUGUUGUGUUUACGAAGAACAGGUUCCAAGCACAAGAAAUAGUCCUUUCUAGUUUCUAAUAUCUUUAGUUUUUUUUUUUUGUUUUUUUUUACUCGGGAUUCAUAGCCACCCCUCUUGUCAACAACCCUCCACGGCACCAAGCCUCCAAUAAUAUUUUAUUUUCUUUAUAAAUAUCAUAAACCAAUAGUAUGGUUUAUGGUAAUUUAACCAUCCAAUAUACUAUAGUUUAAAAUAUAAUUAUUAUUGAGUGGUUGGAAUGUUGAGUCUUUCUUCCUAAAAGUCGGAAGGAUGAUAUUAUAAGUUUAGACAAACAUAAGUACUGGUUUCUCUUUAGAUGUCAAAGUCCAUCAAACUUUGAUUCCUCUUGGCUAAUAUAUACAUGCGUAGAUUUGUAAUGUCAGUCGAUAUGGCUGGUCUAGUUAGUAAACAGUACAUGGCUAGUCUUGUAGUAAUCUUACUCUUGAUCUCCUCAUCAUCUCUCUUUGCAACUUCACACAGCUGCGACCCUGAAGAAGAAGAAGCAGCCUCCUCCAGCUACGUUUGCCACUCAAACCUCCAAAAGUGCCACACUUUCGCCAUCCUCCGAGCCCAUUCUCCCUUCAAUUCCCCAUCCAAUCUAAGUUACCAUCUGGGACUCGACUCCUCUGUAGACGCUGACGAGUUUGUUCCACAAGGUCAGUUACUGUUGAUCUCAAUCGACUGCAGAUGUAAUGGAAGUAUCUACGAAGCCCGUCUCACCAAAACUUGCGUUAAAGGAGACACCUUUCGCUCUGUCUCUCAGUCUCUGCAAGGCUUGACCACGUGCCUAUCUAUCAGAGAGAAGAAUCCAGAUAUUUCCGAGGACAAGCUCGGCGACAACGUUAAGCUGAGUUUGGCGAUCAGGUGCUCUUGUCCAGAACCAGAAGAAGGCGUUUCAAACGCUAGCUUUCUCAUCACGUAUCCCGUGAGCGUCCGCGACAGCGUUUCCAGCCUGGCGGUUAAGUUCAACACAACAGAGGAUGCUAUUGUCUCUGCAAACAACAAAUCUGGUGUGGUUCCACUCAAGCCUGCUCUGAUCCCUCUUGAUCACAGACCGGUUCUCGAUCAGCUGGCCAAACCGGAAAAGCCAGGAUCACGGAACGUAACCGCCGAGAUUCUCCGUAAAAAAAAACCAACCAAGAAGAAACGGUCAAAGAUGAAGCUCAUGAUCGCUGUGAGCAGUGCGAUUGCUGGAGUUUGCGGUCUUAUCACUAUCCUAGUGUUUGGUUACUUACACUGGAAGAAAGAGACGCGGAUGCAAACGCAAACGCAGAACUGGAUCAGCAACAAAGACCCUGAGACGCGGCAGCUGAGUCUGAGCAUCCGAACCACCAGUGACAAGAAAAUCUCGUUUGAAGGGUCGCAGGACGGUUCCAUACUGGACUCUCACAACACUGUUGGCACCACUACGCCGCGGAAACCCGUUCUGGAGAUUUACGCGUUUGAAGAGCUAGAGAAAGCCACUGAGAAUUUCAGCUCAAGCAAUCACAUCAAAGGUUCGGUUUAUUUCGCUUCGCUCAAAGGCAAAGACUUGGCCAUAAAGCAAGUGAGUGCAGAUGCAAUGAAAAGAUUCGAUUUCGGGCUUCUCAACGAUCAGUCACACUACUAUAACCACAAUCUGGUUAGGGUUCUUGGGACAUGUUUCAGAGAAAUCGAUCAGGCUUCUUAUCUGGUUUUCGAGUAUGCAAAGAAUGGGUCCCUGUGGGAUUGGAUUCAGAACAAACUGGCGAUCAAGAAUCAGUUCAUCGAGUCUUGUUACUGUUUCUUGGCGUGGAAACAGAGGAUCAAGAUCUGUCAUGAUGUCGCCAUCGCGUUAAAGUAUAUGCAUCGGAUCAACUACGUCCACGGCAACAUCAAGAGCACAAACAUAUUCUUGAACGAAGAUCUCAGAGGUAAAGUCGGAAAAUUCGGGAUGUCAAAGUGCGUAAACGACGAACUAGCGACUGAGGAGAACCUUCUAGAAGGUUCGAUGUCCUCAGCUACUGACGUAUUCGCUUACGGGAUUAUGGUAAUGGAGGUUUUGUCCGGACAAACACAAGAGAUGUUGCUUGGAUUGCAAGAGGAAGAGACAACAUCCCUUGGGACACAAGAAACGUGUGUAUCCGAAUGGGAGAGAUUGAGAAGGGCUCUCGGGGACAAGGAAAAGCUGAGGGAAGUGAUGGACAGCACAUUGGGAGAUAGUUAUUCGGUUGAUAGCGCAUUUGAAAUGGCAAGUAUUGCAAGAGAUUGUACUGCAGUAGAACCGGAGUCAAGGCCGAUUGCGGCUGAGAUUGCAGAGAGGGUUUCAAGACUGGUGGAUGACGAUGAUGAAGAAGAAGAAGAAGAUGAAGCAGUAAUAGAGAGGGAGAGUACAUUAAUUUCAGAGAGUUCAUACAAGCCUUUGGUAAAGAAGACUAGUAUAGUAUAGUAGACUAAUAUAAUUAA
Camelina sativa (false flax) is the source of this 4181-nucleotide messenger RNA. RefSeq names its product protein LYK2-like. NCBI's taxonomy places the organism in Eukaryota, Viridiplantae, Streptophyta, Magnoliopsida, Brassicales, Brassicaceae. Gene Ontology annotation, biological process: protein phosphorylation. Gene Ontology annotation, molecular function: ATP binding; protein kinase activity. The record is from RefSeq and is a predicted model, not a curated record.